Molecule: messenger RNA, 1392 nt
Organism: Gossypium arboreum
Lineage: Eukaryota; Viridiplantae; Streptophyta; Magnoliopsida; Malvales; Malvaceae
Product: serine carboxypeptidase-like 44
Exons: 10
Coding region: 1-1392 (463 amino acids)
Biological process (GO): proteolysis
Molecular function (GO): serine-type carboxypeptidase activity
Source: RefSeq, a predicted model, not a curated record
AUGGGAGUCGAGGCAUUCUUUAAUAUCAUUUAUACUUUCAUAUUCGGUGGUAUUAUAGGAUACCAUCUGUCUGAUCAAAUAGGAACAUUGCCAGGACAACCUAAUGUUAAUUUCAGGCAAUUUUCUGGGUAUAUCGAUGUUGAUCCAAAUGCUGGCAGAAGUCUUUUCUAUUAUUUCGUUGAAGCCGAGAAUGAUCCGUUGAGUCUACCCCUCACCAUUUGGUUAACAGGAGGACCAGGAUGUAGUUCAGUUGGAGAUAGCUUUGCUGGUAUUGGUCCUUUCACUACUACAAACAAUGCUCGUGGCCUCAAGAGAAAUCCAUAUGCAUGGACCAAAGUGUCAAAUAUGUUAUUUAUCGAUUCACCAAUUGGAUCUGGAUGGUCAUAUUCAAACACAAAUAGUGAUUAUCAAGCUGGAGAUGUUAGCACAAAUGAUGACUUGGUUGUAUUCAUACUGAAGUGGUUUCAAAAGUAUCCGAUUUUCAAGUUUAGAGACUUAUAUCUUGGUGGAACAAGCUAUGCGGGACACUUCGUACCUAAUUUGGCUAACACUUUACUUCAACGCAACACUGAAUCAAAGAGUUUGAGGUUUAAUGUUAAAGGAGUGUUGGGCGACCCCCUUCUUCGGUAUAAGCUAGACAUUCUUGCAGAAUAUGAAUUGUAUGCGUCGAAAGGAAUGAUUCCUAAAAAAUUGUACAAACAGAUCUUGAAACAUUUCAAUGGAAACGAUGAAGACAACUAUUACGAUAAUCCCACAAUAUGGUCCGAAGCAUUCCAACAGGCCAUGAAUAAGGUCGAAAUGAUUGCUUUUAACGUAAGUUCAGUUGUAGAAGCUAAGCAAAGGCAAUUUGAUCUUUUUCGAACACCAUGUGAUGGAAAAUUUGAAGAUCUAUACUCUGGAAAAGAGGUUACCAAGAUUAUGGAUGAAGUAGAUAUGUGCAUUCCUUUAAGGACAGAUUUCUAUUUCACCCUUCCUGAAGUUCAAAAAGCUUUCCAUGGAAAUCGAACCACCUUGAGCUAUCAAUAUGCGGGAUGCUUCGAGAAAAGUGGUCUCAAUUACAGCUUAGCUGACAAACAUAUUGACAUGCUUCCGACAUUGAAGCAAAUUCUCGAACAAUCCGUUCCUAUUACCAUAUUCAGUGGAGAAGAUGAUGGAACAGUGCCUAUGAUUGGAACCUUAAGGCAUCUUAAAAAGUUAGCCAACGAUAUGAACUUUAAUUUGACCAAAAAUGAAGCUUGGAAUCAUAAAAACAAGGAAGGAGGGUGGCUGUACAAGUUCGGAGAUUCAUUAACUUUCAUGUCUGUAAAAGGAGCAAAUCAUCAUGUGCCAUUGUCUAAACCAUCUCAAGCUUUAUAUAUCUUCACAAAUCAUGUAAUUGAUCCAUCAAAUUAA